AUGGAAAAGAGUAAUACGAGGUAUUCAUGGGAAGAAAUGCAGGGAGUUCAUAACAGCAGUGAUCACAUCACUAAUAUACAAGAUAUGGUGGGCAAGAAACGAAGCACUGUGGAAUUAAAGAGUACCUACGCCAAGAAGCAUAUGUGUACAGAUACAGCAAAAAUAAAGCAGAUAUUGGGAUGGCUAGCUAUUUGUGAUGCUACAGAUGCAGCUUUUAGUGCUGCUGAUGUUCAUAUCAUGGGACCUGUACUAGAAACCAUCCGUCGUACUAUUUUGAUCAGUAGAUCAAUCUCUGAGAGGAUGAAAAACUACACUGUGUAUGUUGUUUCCUUUACAAUCCGUAAUGUGCUUGGUUUUACGCUUUUGGCUCUAAUCUGGAAGUUUGACUUUCCACCAUUUAUGGUCCUUGUUAUUGUAAUGCUUAAUGAUAUAUUCAUUUUGGGAGUAGAAAAAGAUUGUGUCAAAUCAUCUCCUCCGCCUUUUAUUUGGAAUCAAUCUGAGAUUUUCACUACUGGAAUUGUUCUUGUUGUCUACUUGGCAAUGUCAACAGUCAUGUCAUAUUCUUCUGGGCAACAUAUGAAACAAAUAUAUUUCCACGAUUAUUUGGAGUAG
Nicotiana attenuata is the source of this 612-nucleotide messenger RNA. RefSeq names its product plasma membrane ATPase 2-like. Gene Ontology annotation, molecular function: P-type proton-exporting transporter activity. The coding region runs from base 1 to 612 and encodes 203 amino acids. The transcript has 2 exons. Gene Ontology annotation, biological process: proton transmembrane transport; regulation of intracellular pH. The record is from RefSeq and is a predicted model, not a curated record. NCBI's taxonomy places the organism in Eukaryota, Viridiplantae, Streptophyta, Magnoliopsida, Solanales, Solanaceae. Gene Ontology annotation, cellular component: plasma membrane.